AUGCAUCUAUCAAAGACGAUGAUUAAGGAUUUGAAUUCGCUUCCAAUACGUUAUUUCAAUCAGACUACGGCUUCAACAAAUACGGUUCUUCAAAAUGCAUAUCGGGUAGUCUUUGGGGGAGAGUUUGUGUUUGAUGCAUGGUUUGAAGACUUCUUACUGGGAUUAGGAACGCCUUGCCCAACCUUACUCAACUCCGCCAAGGAUCGUUUCAGCUCGGUUGUAAAGCUAGAGGAUAUCUCAGAAAGCACAUUCCGGCUGCGUUCAUUUGCUUGGGCAAUAUCGGGUGUUCCUCGGCGUAUUCUGGAUUAUCUCAAGCUGGAGUUGAAGACGACGAUGCUCAAUAUGGGCCUGGAGAGGAGCACUCCGCGUCUUUACGACAAGAGUAUCUGCGGCAUGGAACUUGCUCCUUCCGUACUUGCCUGCGCGAAAUGCGCAUUCCUGCUUCUUAUCUUAUUCGACUUCUGA
Messenger RNA from Lentinula edodes (shiitake mushroom), 465 nucleotides. RefSeq lists its product as uncharacterized. The coding region runs from base 1 to 465 and encodes 154 amino acids. The record is from RefSeq and is a predicted model, not a curated record. Lineage: Eukaryota; Fungi; Basidiomycota; Agaricomycetes; Agaricales; Omphalotaceae. The transcript is spliced from 2 exons.